Schizophyllum commune H4-8 is the source of this 1926-nucleotide messenger RNA. RefSeq lists its product as uncharacterized. The transcript has 4 exons. Lineage: Eukaryota; Fungi; Basidiomycota; Agaricomycetes; Agaricales; Schizophyllaceae. The record is from RefSeq and is a predicted model, not a curated record. The coding region runs from base 258 to 1652 and encodes 464 amino acids.
GCGUAUCUGAUGCCUUUGAGCCCAAUUCACGUUUCUCAAUGACAAUGAACGCGAACCGAGGGGGGGAACGUGAUCAGCGGCGAACCGGGCGGGUCAUGCACGGCAAGUGAACCGACGGGUCCCUGCGCGGACUGAUGAGCGGCCAAAUAUUUGGCCGAACCGCGUGCAUUUGUAGAUAGACGCCGUUGUUCCUCUUUCUAGUUCAGCAACCACCACCACCAUCACCACCACCAGUAACCUCGAAUUCGCGAUCCAAUAUGCCCAAGGACAUCGCUACACCGUCUACGAAGAAGACGCGCACGGCCGUAUCCAUCCUUAACAAGAGUAUGAAGACGUUCAGGAAGACCGUGAAGGACAAGUUCCGCCACGACAACUUCAACGUCGGCAAGAACUCGCGCUUCGCCGCGUCUGCUGUCAACGCUCGCCUCAAGGAGGCUGAAGACGAGCUUGCCAGAUUCACCCUCUCCCCAGACGCAGCCGGCGCGAAGGUCGCGGAUGAGCCAACCUCGUCUGCGUUUGCCACCACGGAGCUCGUCGAGGCUCUUCCCGUCAUCGCGACUGCCGCUGCCGACAAUGAGAUUACUAUCCGGAACCCAGAGCUCGUGAAGCCUGGUUCCAAGGACGACGCGAACAUCGUCCCCCCUCCCGCGAUUAGCGCCGACGCCAAUGCCGCGUCGGAAACCUCUGCCACGGUCUACCACACCUCCUCCACUGUCUCUGAUGGGCCCAUUGAAGGCACGAACGCAGCGCCCAUCAUCGAGACCUUCCCUACCAUCGCGACCCUUCUGGACACCCUCAUCGCGUCCGGGACCAUCAUCGCCAACGUGCAGGCUGCAGCCGGCGACAACGAGACCGAGUCCCCGGCAUCCCUCUCCUCCUUCCCCUGCGCCGAGGCCAUCGAGGAUCCUCAUCAUCAGGAGCAGCGUCGCGACGAACUCGCCAACCCUCAACUGCAGGUAUCCGCCAUGGGCAACUCCGACAUGGCCUACUCGGACCUGGCCUACACCAACCCCGCCACCAUCGAUUCCCCUCAACAUGCCUCCUCAUCCAUCACCGACCGAUCCACCACGCUGUUCAACAACCUCGAGGCCCCCGUUCAGGGUGCCCUCGAGGUGCUCUCCGUCAACGACGCGUCCGCUCGCCGCGCGCGGCGCAACGCUCUCCGCAAAGCGGGCUCGGCCGCGAACUUCGGCGACAUCCCUUCCAGCAUCGUCGCCACCGAGAAGAGGACCUCGGAGGACUUCGACACCUUCCAGGAGUCUGGCAGCGCCGUGCGCAACCGCGCUUGCCAGCAGGCGCGCCGUCAUCAUGCCGGUCCGGGCUACAAGCUUGCGAGCGCCCGGCGCCGUCGCGCGGGGGAGAUCGACCGGACCAACCACUUCCAGGUCUGCCUCAACCCCGUGAACGUGCCCAUCAUCUCGCCGUUCGCGCUCGCUGUCGCCCGCGAGUCUCCUUCGGCGAUGGAGGCGCUCGAGCGCUACCGGAGGUCCGUUGCACGUGAGGCGCCUGUCCACCCCGUGUACGACUCCGGGGAUAGCUCAAGCUAUACGUCGGACGAGGAGUCUGUGGAGACCCGCUACGGGAUGUACGCUGGGUCGUCAGCGACCUCGGCGUCUUCGUACGACUCCGACGACUCCAUGGACUAUUGCUAAGCAGCACGUCGCGCAGCUCCUUUCCAUCUCUCUCGUACUCGACUCGCCCCCAACCCGCUAUCUCGCUGUCGAUACUGCAGAAGGCCUUUGCUCUCGACGAACUCCCCACCAGCAUCAUCGACCAAAUCGAAAUGAAUUGUAUCGUUACCGACUUGUUACCCACCGUGUUUAUCUGUAGCUUAAACGGACUCAUACGUAGUUUCCCCCUCAUCUUGCCCGCUAUCGCGCUUUUGUAUCGUCUCGUCAAUGGACCAUCGGAAUACCUUGAUUCUAU